AUGACCUCGUCCGACCACAACGCAACAACACUCACCGCCCACCUCGGCCCACUCCAGAGAGGACCCGCAGCUACGGCACUGCGCGACCUCGCACUCGCAGUGGGAUGGUGCGACCUUUGUGUUCUCGAGCUCAAGGGGACAACGUGGAGUGUUCUUGUGGGACAUAAGCGCAAGGAGGACCCGCUCCGCGCCGUCCUCCCCCUGCCUUUGCACACGAACGCCCUCCUCCCGUCCGAGCUCAAGGGCAUCUUUGACGCACUCGCCAAGGUAUCUAUUGACGACCUUCCUCCUCCCAUCACCGAAUUUGCGCCGAGCGUCGAUAGCUUGCGCAAGGCCUAUUCGACCAUGACAGGAACCGAAGCCGAAGAGGGCAGCCUCAGUGCCGUUGGCGAGGAGAAGGAGGCCCAAGCGGGUAAGGCAGAGUUCGACCCAGACACGCUCUACACUGCCAUCAUGUGCGCCGACUCGACCGUCGUGUACUACAAGCUCUCGCGGGGUAUUCGCAAGCCCCACGACAUUCCCGACGAGUAG
This is a messenger RNA of Cutaneotrichosporon cavernicola, 531 nucleotides long. RefSeq lists its product as uncharacterized. The record is from RefSeq and is a predicted model, not a curated record. The coding region runs from base 1 to 531 and encodes 176 amino acids. Lineage: Eukaryota; Fungi; Basidiomycota; Tremellomycetes; Trichosporonales; Trichosporonaceae. Gene Ontology annotation, molecular function: nucleic acid binding; tRNA-intron lyase activity. Gene Ontology annotation, biological process: tRNA-type intron splice site recognition and cleavage; tRNA splicing, via endonucleolytic cleavage and ligation. Gene Ontology annotation, cellular component: tRNA-intron endonuclease complex. The transcript has 2 exons.